AUUUGUUUGAGAUAAAGUUUACACGGAAAAUAUCUCAGUAUGACUGUAACGGUGUACCAACCUGUUCUGAUGCUCUUUUUUUCGAGUAGAGAAGUUUGUGAUUUUCUGGACAGUUUAAAGUUAAUUAACAAAAAAAAUUGAGAAAAGAGAAACGUUUUUUGUGACGUGAAAAAUGGCUGGGACAAGAGGAAAUGAAGCAGCGCGGUUGGAAAAACAGAUCGGUUGUAUUAAAUAUAUAAUAUUUUCAUUUAACGCAAUUCUAUGGAUUCUAGGAGGCGGGAUGUUCGGUCUAGCUGUUUGGCUGCGAGUAGAGCCUGGCUUUCAAGAAUGGGUCGAAUUUCUUGACCUGGGUGACUAUUACAUCGGAACUUACAUAUUGAUAGUAGCAUCUGUAAUUGUAAUGGUAAUCGCAUUCUUUGGAUCUGCCGCCGCUUUAAUGGAAAGUGCACUGUUUCUCUGGAUCAAUAUCGGAUUGCAACUAUUCACAUUCAUUUUCGGAUUGGCCGGAGCAGCAGUAUUGCUUGAUUACUCAACCUAUGACAGUAAAAUUCAGCCUAUAAUACAUCGGUCCAUGACUUCAUUGAUUGUCAAUUCGCAGUAUCACAGACAAUCUCAAAUUUUGAAAAUCGUCCAAGAAAAUAUUGGUUGCUGCGGUGCAAAUGGCCCAAUGGAUUAUUUAGAUCUAUUGAAACCAUUGCCUUCAGAAUGUCGUGAUACUGUAACAGGGAACGCAUUUUUCCAUGGUUGUGUUGACGAAUUAACUUGGUAUUUAGAAUCAAGGUCUGGGUGGCUCGCUGGUUUAGCACUCACUCUUUGCAUGUUACACGUGAUUCAAGCAGUUUUGUCCUUAAUUCUAAUCGAAGCGAAGAAAAAAGAAGAUGAAGCGGUUAUAUUCAAACGCUAGAU
This is a messenger RNA of Cotesia glomerata, 906 nucleotides long. RefSeq names its product tetraspanin-2A (gene Tsp2A). The record is from RefSeq and is a predicted model, not a curated record. Lineage: Eukaryota; Metazoa; Arthropoda; Insecta; Hymenoptera; Braconidae. Bases 173 to 904 code for a protein of 243 amino acids. The transcript is spliced from 5 exons. Gene Ontology annotation, cellular component: membrane.